GAGGAAAGCAAUUCCUAAUUCCGAUAAUGGCACACUCUGGUACGACAGGUGGGUGUUGAGUGGGUGUUGAGAUCUGAUAGCACAUAUGAUGCAGUUGGCACAGCCAUCGACGAACCUAUACAAAGUGCGCCCUUGCUAGUCGCGACCAUGUUAUCCACCGCAACGACCUUGAUCUGCGAGGACCCCAAGGUUCAGACCAAUCUCAGCAAACACGAUGUAGGCUGGCGCAGAGUGGUUCGCCAGUUCACUCCUUCAUGGUUCUCAGUCACCAUGGGCACAGGCAUAGUAGCUGAGUUGCUCAACACGCUUCCAUAUAAUGGCCGAUGGCUUUACUGGAUAUCCGUGGUCUGUUUUGCUCUCAACAUCCUCCUCUUCGUCACGGGCUGUGUCAUCACCUGUUUUCGGUAUGUCCUCUAUCCAGAGGUCUUUUUCACCAUGAUCAAAGACCCCGUCCAAUCCAUGUUCAUCGGCACGUUUCCCAUGGGACUCGCGACUAUCGUCAACAUGGUUUGCCUCGUCUGCGUUCCAGCCUGGGGUGACUGGGCGCGGCAUGCCGCCUGGGGUUUGUGGAUCUUCGACGCUAUCUUCUCUUUUAUAACAGCCCUAUCCUUACCAUUCCUACUGAUGCUGCAUGAGAGCGAAACCCAACUCUCCUCCAUGACCGCAGUAUGGCUCCUCCCCAUCGUCAGUUGCAGUGUCGCGGCUUCAAGUGGCGCCGUCGUGGCUGGCGUGCUUCUCAAUUCACAACAUGCCCUCUGGACCGUGCUCGUGAGCUACGUGCUGUGGGGGGUCGGGCUACCGCUAGGCCUCAUGGUCAUGGUGAUCUAUCUCCAACGCCUGACACUCCACAAAUUACCUCCCAAAGCCGUGAUCGUGAGCGUCUUCCUCCCCUUAGGGCCAUUAGGUCAAGGCAGCUUAGGGGCCAUGAAGCUAGGUACAGUCGCGCAGGAAAUCUUCCCCGAAAUGCACAUGCUGGAAGCCGCCGGGUCCGGACCCAUUCUGUACAUCAUGGGGUUCAUGGUCGCCCUGGUUCUCUGGUCGUUCGGGCUGGUGUGGCUCUUCUUCGCCUCCGCGUCCAUUGCGCGGAGCAAGAGCUUUCCCUUUAAUAUCGGCUGGUGGGGGUUCACCUUUCCUCUGGGAGGGUACGCGAUGAGUACGUGCCAGAUGGGCAAGGAGUUGCCGUCGGAGUUUUUCAGUAUCGUGGGGACGAUCCUCUCGCUCUGUGUGGUCGUUUUAUGGGGGGUGGUGAGUGUAGGGACAUUGCGGGGCGUCGUCUCUGGACAGUUGUUCCUCGCGCUGUGUCUGGUGGAUUUGAAGGGCAAAGAGGAUGAACUCAAGGAUGCUACAAAGGCGGCUUGACUGAUAGUUUCAUGAUAGAAGGGGCGAAAGGGGCACUUCCGUCAUAUGUAAUUAUUGUACUAAUAGUAUACAGCGCAUUGAAUGGGUUCUGGAGAUGUAAGGGAACAACGUCAGGAGAGUCGAGAAAUCGAUGAGCCAAAAAAAAAUAAAUAAAAAAAAGUCGACAAA
Molecule: messenger RNA, 1527 nt
Organism: Aspergillus heteromorphus CBS 117.55
Lineage: Eukaryota; Fungi; Ascomycota; Eurotiomycetes; Eurotiales; Aspergillaceae
Product: TDT family transporter
Exons: 4
Coding region: 148-1359 (403 amino acids)
Biological process (GO): sulfite transmembrane transport; transmembrane transport
Cellular component (GO): plasma membrane
Molecular function (GO): sulfite transmembrane transporter activity
Source: RefSeq, a predicted model, not a curated record